This is a messenger RNA of Gossypium arboreum, 991 nucleotides long. RefSeq names its product vegetative cell wall protein gp1-like. The coding region runs from base 33 to 587 and encodes 184 amino acids. NCBI's taxonomy places the organism in Eukaryota, Viridiplantae, Streptophyta, Magnoliopsida, Malvales, Malvaceae. The record is from RefSeq and is a predicted model, not a curated record. The transcript has 3 exons.
UUAACUCCAUAAAAUUUUCUCUCAAACCAAUCAUGUUCACUGCACCCAGUUUCUUGAAAAUCCUUCCUUUGUUUUCUUUCAAAUCAACCACAGUUAAAUUACCCAUCCUGCCAACAACCACAAAAUUAUCGCCGCAGUCAUCGCGGCGGCUACGCCUAUUAGCUGAAAGUUCCUUUGGGGUCCCAAUGGAGAUUGUUUCGGGUCCAAAGUAUAGGCCUCUUUCAGUUUCGCCAUCGCCACCGGAGAUUCCUAAAACUCCUAAAGUUAACCCUUCCGAUGCCCCAUUAGAAUUCACCACCGGUGACCCUCCGCCACUUGGUCGCCCCGGGCCCGACCCUGGUCCUGAUUUUCCAAAUCCUCCAUUGGGACCUCCUCCAGUUGGUCCAGAAGUAGUUCCUCUCCCACCGCCUGAAGUGGAUCCGCCGCCUUCAACACCUCCGGGUAAUGUGCCGCCACCGUCUAUACCGCCGGAAAUUCCAACACCGAGCAUCCCUCCUGAUAUUCCACCACCUAAAAGUCCUGAUAUUCCAUCACCGAAAGAUCCCGGCUUGCUGCUGACGAGUUUUAUCCGUUCCGUUUCGGGCUAGCCUCUCGCCCUUGCAGCGAAAAUAAGCGUAACAUCAGGUCCUGAGCAAGAGAGAAGAAACGAGAGAGCUUGUUAGGGAGCCAUUUGUAAAGUAAUGGCUGAGAGAUCAGCUCCUCGACUUGUCAUACAUCUUUCGAAUGGAUAUUGCUAAUCAAUCCAUGAACUUGAACAUGAAGUACUAGUGUUUAUACUUUUCAAUUUUGUUUUAGAUGGGACCACGGUGUGUGCUUUGUUUUUUUCUUUAAUCCCUCAACGCUUACGAUGUCAUGUCAUCAUUACUUGCAUGGUGGUUUUCUCUUUCGGCAGAUAUUAUACAAGUGUUGAAGUCUCACUUUGAGCGAGCUUUAACUUUGAAAUAAGUUCAUUAAUACAUUUGGCAGUCAAUUUAGAACAGUUUCACAUAAA